Molecule: messenger RNA, 576 nt
Organism: Symbiodinium sp. CCMP2456
Lineage: Eukaryota; Dinophyceae; Suessiales; Symbiodiniaceae
Source: the annotation of a GenBank genome assembly
AUGACGGCGGGUCGACAAUCCCGCUUUGGCCAGUGGGCUGGAGUCCCCGUCAGCCAAGGAGACACUGGCAAGAACGUUCCCGACGAAGAGAAGAACAAAGUUCCAGUCAAACGGCCUCAGCCCCGCUCAAGGCCGCUAAAGCAGGACAGCGGCAGCAGAAGCGCCUUCGCGAACCCAAGAUGGAUCCGCGUGGUGUUUCAACCGCGGGUGGCGGUCCGAAAGCACGCAAGCCUCACUGCUCCCACCGUCACCUUCCUCGAUGCUGGAGAGGUGGUCGAAAUAGCGGAAGUCAAAGCAGGAUGGGUGAGGCUCGCCGACGAAGAGAAGGACGACCGUGACGUGUCGGAUGACUGCCAGGCCUGGGUGCUGCAGGAUGGCAAGGAAGUCAGUCUCGGGGUCUUGUGUGAGGAUUGGGAGCCACGCUGGUUCUGCGUGGUCUAUGAGCCGCAGGUGGCGGUGCGCAAGAAGCCCUCCUUGCAGGCGCACCCGGUGGCCUUUCUCAAGACGGGAGAGAUCAUUGAGGUGGGGCCGUUGCUGUGUUUGCGCACCCAACACAAGUCCCGAAACUCUGACUAA